AUGAUAUCCGGGUCAUCAAAAAUAUUACUGUACAGAUUAUGGAUUCAGAGUCGGGCUGUUUACGCGAAAACUAUUGUGCCAUCCAGAAAGAUUGCAAUUGCGUUGGGAAUCGGAGCAGUAUCAAUAAGUAGACUACGAACAGUGAGGUGCGAUGCUGACCAUCAAGACCCAUGGCUGCUGGUUCCUCAAAAGAAGGUAAUUACUGAAAAAUCAACGGCGAUUGGAAUCAUCAGUUUGCCAAUAACGUUAAUUGCCAUAACCUAUACAACAAUCAGGAAAUUAUUGAGGUGUAUUGGCUUAUUCCUCCGAUUCUCUCCACUUCUUAUCACCUAUCCUCUCACUAAAAUUGAAGCAUUUGAGAAUGUUUGGUGGAGAAUUCUUCUUUGGUCUGUUCAAAACUCCGGACCCACAUUUAUCAAGUUGGGACAAUGGGCUAGCACAAGAAGAGAUAUUUUCAGUAAAAAGUUUUGUGAUAGGCUCUCAGUUCUACACAUUCAAACGAAGAGGAAGAGAUACUUCCGUGAUAAGAAAAAAAUUAUUGAUGAAGUGUUUGGAAAAGGGUUCAUGAAACACCAUGGAGAUCGAGUAUUCCUUGAAAUCGAACCGUAUUCUAUCGGAUCAGGAUGUAUUGCUCAAGUUUAUAGAGGAGUUGUAGAUGUUGCCGAAUUAGAAAAAGCUACAGGACGUCAUAUUCCGGAAUUGGAUGGAAGGUCAACUCAAAAAAUAGCUAUCAAAGUUGCUGAAAAGGAUGUAGAUAAACAGAUUGAACUCGAUCUUUCAAUUCUUCGCAGCGGCGCAUGGAUUAUGCAGCAAAUUGUACCUUCCCUAUGGUAUCUGGAUCCAACAGGAGCACUGGAACAGUUUGAAAUGGUUCUCCGUCGUCAAGUUGAUUUGAGUAACGAAGCAAAGGCUCUACAGAAGUUCUCGAAUAACUUUCAACCUAAAGAGACUGGAAUUAGAUUUCCCAUUGUGCUUGGCUAUACUAAAAAAGCAAUUGUGGAAACAUAUGAAGAAGGAAUUUAUAUCAAUAAGUUGGUAGCAGAAGAAGGACAACCAGAGUUAACAGCCAAACAGUCACAAGCGGUUCGCCGACGGAUCGCAUUACUAGGAGCCCGAGCACUACUCAAAAUGAUUUUCGUCGAUAAUUUUGUUCAUGGAGAUUUGCAUCCAGGAAACAUUCUGAUUCGAUUCAAUGAUAGUGAAAACAACUUGAGAGGAGUUCACAAAGCACCAAAAGCCGAAAGUAUUGUGAAAAGAGGGUUUGAUUGGUUCCGCUCACUUGUGAAUUGGAGAUCAACUCCACGUAUUCGAUUCACUGACUCACCUGACCUUGAAGAUGAACCCACUCUUGUUUUGCUUGAUACGGGAAUCGCAAUCUCAGAGACUCCAAAAAAUCUUCAUAAUUUGAAGUCUCUCUUUCGAAGUGUGGUUGAAAAGCGUGGGUACGAUGUCGGUAAACUUCUACUCACGCAGUCUCCGUUUCAACAGUGCAAAGAUCCAGAACGUUUCUGUCGACAAGUGGAAAAGUUGGUAUUGAAAGCGAGGAGUGAGAAGAGUUUGAGAACACUGAAUAUUUCUGCAUUACUUUCCGAAAUGUUCACAAUCGUCGCAGAGCAUAAAGUGGAACUGGAUUCUGCAUUCACUACAGUAAUUCUGUCAGUGAUGGUUCUUGAAGGAUUCGGACGGUCUCUUGAUCCAGAUCUCGACUUAUUUCAAUGUGCAAGACCAUAUCUUUUGAACGUGUUUGUAUAG
Messenger RNA from Caenorhabditis remanei, 1752 nucleotides. RefSeq lists its product as uncharacterized. The coding region runs from base 1 to 1752 and encodes 583 amino acids. NCBI's taxonomy places the organism in Eukaryota, Metazoa, Nematoda, Chromadorea, Rhabditida, Rhabditidae. The record is from RefSeq and is a predicted model, not a curated record. The transcript is spliced from 7 exons. Gene Ontology annotation, cellular component: mitochondrion.